Molecule: messenger RNA, 3327 nt
Organism: Pseudomassariella vexata
Lineage: Eukaryota; Fungi; Ascomycota; Sordariomycetes; Amphisphaeriales; Pseudomassariaceae
Exons: 6
Coding region: 1-3327 (1108 amino acids)
Biological process (GO): intra-Golgi vesicle-mediated transport
Cellular component (GO): cytoplasm; trans-Golgi network; endosome
Molecular function (GO): protein binding; GTPase activator activity
Source: RefSeq, a predicted model, not a curated record
AUGGGCAUCGUGAGCAGCAGACCAGAGGAUGGCGCCCCCAUCUAUCUGAGGGACCAGAAUCGAUUGUCCAUAUCCUCCGUCAUCAUAUCCAAUCCUCGCAAGCGCUCAUCUAUUACCGUCGUCCCGAACUCGUUCCCUGCUACUCGAGCUAUUGCGACGCGAACCUUAGGCGACACUGGCCCCGUAGACUUCAUUCAGGACAAUGAGCCUUCUGCCACACCCAACUUCCUCCUCAAAUUAAACAACGAGGACGAGAUCGUAUUUACUUUUACUUUUGUCAUUCGUCACGAGAAUACCGGCGGUGCAUCCGAUACCAGCAUCAAUGGCCUCACAUAUGUCUACGCUUCGACAAGCAGGGAAGUUGAGAACCUAGUUACUCGGGAAUUUCAUGCGGAUCCGAAUCUACACAAGAACGCCAACGUGCAGCUAGUAGGCGACUAUACCACAGGAGGAAGCUCAUCGGUGUCUUUCGAAUGGUCAUGGAAAUGGAAACCACCGAAGGGCUUGGAGGAUCGAGGGGGCGGCUGGAGGAAUGCAUGCAGCUUUGUCGAGUACGACCAGAGGGCCCACAGGCUGGACACGCUCGCCAGCUUCUCAUUCUGGGUUGCAAACACCUCUUAUUUUCCAAGCCAUCCGAGUUCGCCUUCUCCCGUUUUUCAGCUGGCUGUACCGCCUAAGAUUCGCGUCGCCUCCUCUCAAUCGGUAGAUUCCCGUAUCAGUGAACAAGACGAGCCUGGCUCUCCCCUCAACCUUCAACAAGAUCCAACAUGGGGUGGGCCUGCCCAAUCCAACGCCUCGCGUGACGCUGUCAAAGUUGAUAUCGCUUGCCCACGGCCGGGGGACGACAUGACGGUCAGCGACGACGGGCCCGUUUUCAGAGCCACAAUCAAAGCACUAGAACAAAAGACGGGCAACUUGAGGUCGCAGAUGAAAAGGGUUUUGAAAAAGGCUGAGCAGGCCCAUGCUGCUCAAAUCGAAUCAAAUGAUGCUUUUGUGGGUUUCAUAGACUCGCUACGAGACGCAUCUUCCACCAACGCGAAUGCGGUUCGGCCUGCGUUGGAGCACUAUUUCGAUAGAAUUGCGCGGGAAAUACUCACGUACGAGAGGCAGAACACGACAAACCUGCAAAAGAUAAUCAUCGAUCCUAUCAGCAAGUUAUACACAUAUGACAUAAAGCAAGCUGAGAGCAAAAGGAGGGACUUUGAGGAGGAGAGCAAGGACUACUACGCCUAUGUUUCACGCUAUUUAGGCCAACGGCAGGACUCGGUCAAGACGAAGAAACUUGCCGACAGUGACACCAAAUACCAGACGAAGCGCCGAAAUUUUGAGCUGAAACGCUUCGAUUAUUCGUCCUUUAUGCAGGACCUGCAUGGGGGUCGCAAGGAACAAGAGGUUCUGUCACACCUGACAAAAUAUGCCGAUGCCCAGGCCCGGAGCUUCUUGACAACAGCCAAGAAGAUUGACGGGUUGCUACCGCAACUCGAGGCUCUCUCCAACGAGGUGCAGGAAGCCGACAAGGACUUCCAAUAUCAACGACGCGAACGAGAGGAGAAGAGGCGUGUAUUAGAGAAGAGCAAUUUGCAGUAUAAUGAGCCAGAGACGGCGACCUCGACGACGACCAACGUCAGCGCCGUGCCCACCACCACCACCACGACGAACGGGAAUCCGAUGAACUCGGACUCGGAGCUUGGUCGUGCUGACAGCACCGGCUCGCAGCUGAAAGUCACAAACACGGGCAACUCGGGACCAGUGGCUCCGGGGGCUACCGAUCUGUCGCGGUCACCCGGUAGUCUGUCGGCGGCCACUAGCCCAGCUCAAAACAACAAAUUCAGAGGAAUAAGAGAUCUGGAGGAAAGGGACUUGACUCAAAUGACCAUCGCAGAGAAGACCUCGACGCACCGCAAGGAAGGACUUCUCUGGGCUCUCAACCGGCCUGGCAGCCACGUUGAUCCUCGGGCGCUGACCAAGCAGCAGGGCUGGCACAAGUUCUGGGUUGUACUUGACCAAGGAAAGUUGUCCGAGUACAGCAAUUGGAAGCAGAAGCUUGACCUUCACAUGGAUCCUAUUGAUCUGCGUAUGGCUUCCGUCCGUGAAGCUCGAAACGCCGAACGACGAUUCUGCUUCGAAGUCAUCACGCCAUAUUACAAGCGUGUAUAUCAGGCGACCUCGGAUGAAGAUAUGAACAGUUGGAUUAUCUCCAUCAACAACGCCCUACAGAGUGCUGUUGAGGGGCGUGGUCUCAAGGACGCGCCGUCGACAGCGUCAUCCUCAACGGGCGAUUCAUCAGGUUUCAAGCGAGAUAUUGGGUCCGUGUUGACGGGCAAGAGCAGUUCGCUGAACCACGGCCACGGUCUUUCUCACGUGCCGCACAGCGGUUCCACUGCUGCCGUUCCAUCCCGCCGCACGACGGUCGGGGCGCGGCCUGUCGCUUCUCAGCGGACACCGAGCGGUACGUACGAUGAUAGCCCGGACAAGCUAUUGCAGAUGCUUCGCGAAAACGACCAGGGCAAUUGCUGGUGUGCCGACUGCGGAUCGGGUUCCAAGGUCGAGUGGGUCUCGAUCAACCUAGCCAUCAUUCUUUGCAUCGAAUGCAGCGGAAUCCAUCGUUCGCUGGGAACGCACAUCAGCAAGGUCCGAUCUCUCACCCUAGACAUCACAUCCUUCACUCCCGAUAUUAUCGAGCUGUUGCUACUUGUUGGAAACCGUGUCUCCAAUAUGGUCUGGGAGGCAAGGCUGGAUACAAAUCUGAAGCCAAGCCCGCAAGCCACUCGAGAACAACGGCUAAGAUUCAUCACGGCCAAGUAUGUGGACAGGGCCUACGUGGAGCCAAUAUCCGCGACACUGUCGAGGUAUCCCACUGCGGAUGAUACACUUCUUGCGGCCAUCAAACGCAAUGAGAUCCAGCAAGUUAUAUAUGCCUUGGCCCUGAAAGCCAACCCCAAUGUACCCGAUAGAUCUAGAGGCACUCACCCGGUCUUUCUCGCCCUAGCGGCUGCAGACCCUGCACCGCCGUCGCCAACAGCGACACCAUCAAGCGGACGCCCUGAGUCUGAUGUUCGGUCAAUACCGUUCCCCAUCGCGGAGAUGUUGAUACAGAAUGGUGCAGAAGUGCCUAUGUCCAUGCCAGCCUUUCCGCUGAGCCUCAGUGCUCAGCAGUAUAUUGACCACAAAAGGGGCCGCACUGCCGCGAUAGAAGCGAUCGGCUCAUCAUUACCAGCAAACUUGAGCCCCAGCCCGAGCGAGCGGCUGCAACGUGAUAAGGACCGUUUACAGAAACGCAUCAGCGCCGGGGGUCGAUUGGCCAAGUCGCCGAUACCUGAACGAUAG